CACAGAUUGGAAGGCUCAUGCCAGUCAAAGUUUCGAAUGUUAUUCAAGCACGUGUUUAUCGUAUUUGUACUUUCAUUCUUAUCGCGUAUAUAAAUAUAGUAUUCAUAAAACUUAAAAAUGACGCUUAAAUCCAUAGAAGAGAAACAAGAUUAUAUGAAUAAUUUAAAAGAUGGACUCAUUGAUUUUGUCGCUGGUUCACUCGGUGGAAUAGCAUUAGUAUAUGUCGGUCAACCAUUGGAUACAGUGAAAGUAAAAAUGCAAACAUUUCCAUCGAUAUAUAAAGGAAUGAUUAAUUGCUUUGUAAAAACAGUAAAAACAGACGGAAUAAUAAGAGGUUUAUAUGCAGGAACUAUGCCUGCUGUUGUAGCUAAUGUAGCUGAAAAUUCAGUAUUAUUCACUGCUUAUGGUGGAUGUCAGAAAGUUGUUUCUAAGAUAUUAGGUAAAGAGAAAGUCGAGGAUCUUAGUUCACUAGGCAAUGCAUGUGCUGGAUUUUUUGCCGCGUUCUUUUCUUCGUUAACAUUAUGCCCAACGGAACUUAUAAAGUGUAAAUUACAAGCAAUGCAUGAAGUGCAAAGUCAAAUGGAUAUAGCAAACAAAGUUAUGACACGAAUAGGACCAUGGGAGUUGACAAGAAAUAUUCUUAGAGAACAAGGUAUAAGAGGUUUAUUUGUGGGGCUAACAUCGACUAUAGUCAGAGAGAUGCCAGGUUAUUUUUUCUUUUUUGGUGGAUAUGAAGUUACAAGAGAACUCUUAGCAAAACCAAAUCAAAAGAGAGAUGAUAUUGGUUGGCAGAAAACAAUGGUAGCUGGUGCUGUUGGUGGUACGGUUCUCUGGCUUGUAAUUUUUCCAGCAGACGUAGUUAAAAGUAGAAUACAAGUACAAAAUCUAAAAACACCUGCCUUAGUAGUCAUGAAAGAUAUUAUAAAACAGGAAGGAAUUGGGGCAUUGUAUAAUGGUCUAAAACCGACUUUAAUAAGAACAAUACCAGCGACUGCAAUGUUAUUUAUAACUUAUGAAUAUACUAAAAAGCUAAUACACAGAUUUGUUAAUAAUUAACUUUCUUUUAUAUCA
Molecule: messenger RNA, 1071 nt
Organism: Vespa crabro (European hornet)
Lineage: Eukaryota; Metazoa; Arthropoda; Insecta; Hymenoptera; Vespidae
Product: mitochondrial ornithine transporter 1
Exons: 5
Coding region: 118-1056 (312 amino acids)
Biological process (GO): mitochondrial L-ornithine transmembrane transport
Molecular function (GO): L-ornithine transmembrane transporter activity
Source: RefSeq, a predicted model, not a curated record